AGUUCCGACGCAUUCAAAAUGGCGACACCCAUGUGGACUAGAAUCGUCCGACAAGGUUGUUGUCGAAUUUGUCGCCUACAGAAUGUGAAACGUAGAACAUUUUGUAGUAAAGGUGGUGAGACAAUUCCAUUUUCCUCAGUACCAUUGACAGAGCGUUUGCCAGGGUUACCACUGCCAAAAUAUGCAACCGUUGACAACCAGAAACAGGUGACACAGGUGACUACACUGGAGAAUGGACUCCGAGUGGCAUCAGAGAACAAGUUUGGACACUUCUGUACUGUUGGAGUGUUAGUGGACUCUGGAUCGAGAUAUGAAGUUGCUUAUCCAGGUGGAAUUUCACAUUUUUUGGAAAAAUUAGCAUUUAAUUCAACAUCACAAUAUAGUCGAGAUGAAAUUUACCAGAUUCUAGAAAAACAUGGUGGAAUCACUGAUUGCUUGUCAGCCAGAGACACAUUGAUAUAUGCUAUGUCAGCCGAGUCUACAGCACUUCCUCUGUUAUCCAAUAUUCUGGCUGAGGUCACUCUAAGACCACAACUUACUGAACAAGAGAUUGAUGAUACUAGAACCACGGUGACAUAUGAACUAGAAUCCGUGGAAAUGAACCCCGACCCUGAAUCCAUACUUAUAGAAAUGUCACAUGCAGCAGCAUACCAGAAUAACACACUAGGCCUGCCCAAGUUGUGUCCAAAACAGAGUAUCCCCACCUUGGACCGCAACACACUACUAUCAUACAUGUACCACCAUCACACUCCCGACAGGAUGGUGGUGGCUGGAGUGGGCGUUGAUCACCAACAGUUUGUUGAGGCUGUCAAGGAAAGCUUCCUCAACAAAAUUCCAGUAUGGGAGGAUAAUCCAAAAGUCAUCAACCCAUCAGCAGCCUGUGAUCGGUCUGUGGCACAGUACACAGGUGGUCAAGUCAAGGUAAAUAAGGACCUGUCAUCUGUCAGUCUGGGACCUAACCCCAUGCCUGAUCUUGCCCACCUUGUCUUAGGCUUGGAGAGCUGUUCCCAUAAGGAAGAUGACUUUGUGUCAUUUUGUGUCCUUAACAUCCUAUUGGGAGGUGGCAGUUCCUUCUCCUCAGGGGGACCUGGCAAGGGCAUGUACACCCGACUAUAUACACAUGUUCUCAACAGAUACCACUGGAUAAACAGUGCCUCUGCUGUAAAUCAUGCUUAUGAAGAUACUGGUUUCUUCUGCAUCCAUUCUAGCUGUCACCCUGACCGGUUGGGUGAGCUUGCUGAGGUCAUUGCUCAUGAAUUCUGUGAAACAGCUGGCAACAUUCGGGCAGAUGAGCUGGACCGAGCCAAGACCCAACUGCAGUCCAUGUUGAUGAUGAACCUAGAGAUGCGUCCAGUUAUGUUUGAAGAUGUUGGGCGCCAGGUACUUGCCAAUGGACACAGACGGCCUGUAGAGUACUAUUUUGAUGCUAUUGGUAAUAUCACAGCCGCUGACCUACACAGGGUGGCCACUCGCAUGCUCAAAACAAAACUCAGUGUCGCAGCAUACGGAAACCUGAAGAAACUGCCCUCCUACGAGGAAAUGCAAUCCUACAUUGGAGGGAAAAGCAGCUUGUAUAAACAGUACAAUCUGUUUAGAAUGAGGCGGUGAUUGUGUGUGAGCAUAGUUUAUAUAACUUAAUAUACAUAAACGGGAGUCAGACACAAGUAACAGGGCUGGAAAAGAUGUCGAAAGCAAAUCUGAUUGAGAGAUCAUGAUGGUUAUUUGAAAUGGCUGCAAUGGAGAAGCACUAGACAGCUACAAACUUGUUGAUGUUGUGUAAAGUGUUUCUGUUGAGUGUGUAUUUGAUUAAAAUGUUUCCCUCUCAGAGAGGAAAUAUUUGAUUUUGCUGUAAGCAUUAAAGACAAUGGUUCCAUGCUGAGGGACAAUGUGUGUGGUUAUUGUAGUCCAUAUAGUUGAUUUAAAGUAAUUUCACAAAGUAGGUCCUUAAAGUCAAAACAGAUUAACAGUGUUUGAUAUCCUAAACAGUUUUGUCAACUCAAGGAGAAUACCGUCUAAAUCUAAAUACAAGUACAUAACUGGUAAGAAAAUAGGAUCUUUAUGUAAAUAACUGUGAAGAAUGCUGUCUUUAUUUUAAACUGGUUAUUUCAUUAACUAAUACUGGAUUGAUUCUGUAAUUUUAAAACUUUGACUCGACUUUUGGUAAGGGUUUAUUGCAGAACAGUGAAGUACCUGAUAGUAUUUUCACUGAAGAUCAAUAGAAACUACCGAACAUCAGUAGACAUGGAUAGGCUUAUAUAACCAGACAUGGACUUACCAGUGGAUAUGUGUGGUAUGUUAAGUACAUAAGAGGUGUUAGUAAUUAUAAGGGUGUGUACAAACAACACAGUAAAGUAAGUCAACUAUUCUUUUUCAUUUCAACAAAUUUGAUUGUACUAGAUGUAAUUAUAAUAUGGUACAAUCGGAUUGGACAUCAGACAUAGCCUAUAUCAGUCAACAGCAGUCUAAUGAAUGACAGUAGAACAAGGACACCAUAUCUGAACCUCUCCAUUUGGGAGGAGGGGGACAUCAUUUGGCCAGUUAUAUAGGUGUUUGGAUAUAUGAUUUCCUAUCACCAUGUAAACAUUGGGGGACAUGAUGGAAGUUCAGAUACGGAGUGUUCUACUGUAUAUUCAUUAUAGAACUUUAUUAUCAUAUGGAUCUUAACUUUUUUUUAUCUCAUAUCUCAUUGUCAUGAAUGAGUCUGAAUAUUUAUUUUCUAUAUUUGUUGAGUAAGAUAAUAAUUAUCUUAUUUGAUGAAAAUAAAUACACUUUAAACUUUACAA
Molecule: messenger RNA, 2783 nt
Organism: Pecten maximus
Lineage: Eukaryota; Metazoa; Mollusca; Bivalvia; Pectinida; Pectinidae
Product: mitochondrial-processing peptidase subunit alpha-like
Exons: 12
Coding region: 19-1608 (529 amino acids)
Cellular component (GO): mitochondrion
Molecular function (GO): metalloendopeptidase activity; metal ion binding
Source: RefSeq, a predicted model, not a curated record